CGCUGUGUGUUCUUAUCAUGAACGUCUCAGAAAGCUGCGUGGAUCUGAAAGACAUGCUAUUUGUUAAUGAAAAUCACAUUUAUGUUAUGAUUUGCAUCAAAGCUUAUUUAGGACUAAUGAAGUCGAGUUUGUGUAUGGAGAUGAGGCUUUCAUGUGCUGCUGUCUUCUGUUUGUAAAGGUCAUGGGAUGCAACACCUGUAUAGAUCUGACUAUGCAUGCUUAAAGGGUCCUUCUGUUCAUCAUUGCAGUUAUGAUGGCAAAAUAAUUGUCCGACAAGUUUUAUGGAGUGCAUUUAUGUGUCCCACCAGUUGAAUGAGACAUGGAGGUCAUGUCUGCUGCAUUCCUUCAUCGGCAUCCUUCAUCUCUAAAUGAGCACCCUUGAUAGGGAAUCUGGCAGCUUGACUUGUGCAGCCUACAAGUUGAUAAUUCAGUAACACAGAACUGUUACAGGUUCAAUUGUUUGUCGAUUUGUUGGGAAACUAAUGUUAAGAUACAUUAGGUCAGCUCAUUGGAUGUAAUUUGGCUCAUUAAUUCUACAUGGUCAUGGAAGAUCAGUCGAUUUUUAUUUAUUUUUUUUGUUUUGUUUUGUUUUUUAAGAUUGAACAGUACAGCGUAAUGUUGACCGUAUGCCUCGAGGCAGACUUUAGCCUAGAAAGCAACACUGCAAAGUGACUUUGAUAAAGUAGGUAAAGAAUCUGUGCAACCUUCAACCAAAUUUGCACACAGUAAUACUGACAAACCCAUGCAAUUUGCAUUCAAAUGUUGCUGGAAAGAAUUAGGUUGCAUUUUGUCUAGAAUUUUUUUUUGUAGUCGUUGUGGAUUGUCAACAGUAUCUUCAUCGACAUUGAACACAGUUGGAAGUCUCCCGCACAAACCUGGAGGACGUAAUUGGUGCAGUUUGAUCCAGACAUGAUGCCAAAGAGAUCUAGCCAUAUGAUAUAAUAUCAGUAUUGCGAUACAUUCAUUCACAGUUAGCUUUUCUGACAGUGUUGUGGGUAGCACCGGUACACUGACCAGUUUAAUUGUUGCACAAAAUGGGAAUCAAGUUUGGGCUGUUGCUAGUGGGGCAAAAGGUAGUGAUAAAGGGCUUGCAGCUGGAGGGGUCCUGCAAGUAUUCCAUUAUGAUCUCAUAAUAUGUUUAAUGUAUAUGUAUUGUAAUACCAAUUUUAAGAGGGUUUAAGAACCAGUGCAACAUACUUUCUGCAGACACUGAAUUUCUACCUGUGUUUGCUCAGAGAUCCCCAGAGACGCACUGACAUCCUUUUAGUAGCAAGUGUGCCGUCUAUGAACUUCUGGUACCACAUUAUUUGAAAUUUUACAUGUAAGAUAGUAGUGUUCUUUUUGUGUCCUAUGUGACAUGCCAUGGUCUGUCAUGUCAGUCACCGCACACUCAUAAAAUGCAUCAAUGGCUUUGACAAAAAUGUCAAAUCAGGUCAGACACCAAUCCAGUGUUUCAGGAUUAUGUGUUGCUAAUGACAGAGCUGAUUGGACAACUUUUUGUUUGUUUGUGUGUGUGUGUGUGUGUGUUUUUUGCAAUGGCUGUGGUUCCAUUGCAACUAUGACCAGGAUAAAGUGCUUACUGAACAUAAAUAAUAGAAUGUCUUUUUUUUUUUUUUUUUUUUUUUUUUUGGAAGCACACUUUGUCCUAACUUGCCAAAAAGGUCUUUAAUCAUAUUUCUGCAAUUUGCCCACCCCUACUUGCAGCUGUGUUUAAAGCCAUUGUCUCAUUCACAAAAAGUCUUCACUUUUGUGCUAUAGUGGACCUUGUUUUUGUGUCGAGAUUGCUUGUUUUUUUUUUCCUUACAGUCUCUGUUCCCUGGAUGUUAUUCCCUAGGCAGGUGAUAAAUUGCAUCGGCUGGUAGCAUGGACAGAAUACAAGAAUAUGGACGGAUUCAGUACCUGUAAAAUGUGGAUUUGAUUAAUACAACACACUAACAUGUAAAUGGAUUAAAAGAAGGGGGAAGAAUCAGUCGGAUGCUCUCUAUGUCUAACAUUAUGCCUUGAAGAAAAAUGUAAAAGUAAUCUGCCUCACUGCAUGAUGGCACCUGAAAUGACCAAGAUUGACCUGUUGAGACUUUGACCAAACUAUCACAGGAGGCAGCAUCAGGUCUCAGCACUGUGACCUGAGCCAUGCAGAAGUGCUUCACAUCGACUCCUCCACCCAAAGCCCUCCAUCCACAGCCUACACAUCAUCAACCAUCCCCACGAUCCACACCUACCCAUAGUCUCCCUCCAGAGCAAUUGAACCAGUGUGUAAGCACUGCUCUGAGUCAUAGCAUGGCUAGUAAAAAUGUGAAACCGCACCGCUCAUCCUAUUCCUCAGCUUCUGUGCCAGUCUCUGGCCCAGGGACUCCUUCUCGAGGCUCCCAGCAACCUCAUGGUUCCACUCGGCCAUUAGAGCUUGGUCAAACAUCUGUAGUUACCUUCAGCUACAUUGAGAAGUCAAAUGUAAAGCAACUGGAAAGUCCACACAACUUCUUGAGGAUGCAAAAAGAGUCUGCUCAGCCACAUAAGAAUGAUCCGGCCUUGUCUGUUUCCUCAGGCUCCUGCAGCAAUAAUAAUCCUUUUCACCAGCAGGCGGGGUCAACCGCUCUCAACCGAGGCACUGUGGACUGUGCAGUCACACUGGGUCGAGCAGCCACCCAAAGGGCCCUAGAGGAAUUUGGGUCACCCGAACUAAGGUCUAAAUUUGCCCAAGGGUCAGAUUGGAGUCCAGGGCAGAAACUCAACCAGCAAAUGCAAUGUCAGUCAUGGGCAGGAUCUCCUGGUCAUGACACUUAUUCACAUAACUAUGAUGCAGACAUACCAAGUGCUCCAUAUGGCCCAUCAAGUAUCCCAGCCUCACACUGUUUGUCAUCCCACACAGGACACUCCAACCUCUCCUUAGAGCAAAACUCCAGCCCCAGGGUCCAGCAAGAUCCAAAAUUACACCAGCUAACACAUGAAGGCACUUCCAGUGGAGUGGAUGGCAGUCCUCUCUCAGGUCAGAAAGGCACUUUGUUGAUCACUAAUGCACAUUCUGAAGGUUUAAACCAGCUAAGUGGCAGCAAUGCAUCCUCAGCACUGAACAGUCCAGAGGUAGCACGUAGGCUUGCAGAGGAAGCCACCAAAAUCUCGGUUAUUUUUGAUGAUAUCCGAAAGUCCCCUGCCCACAAUGCUUUUGGAAUCUGGAGUGAGCUAGGCAGCCCCAAACAGUCUCCAAACUGCCCCUCCCAACAUCGAAGCCCACCUAUGAAAAUGAAUAUCCCUUUACAUGGGAUGCAUUCUGAUCUCUCUGUAACAAAUGGAGCUACUCCUUGCUCACAAGCAACAGAGUCUUUAGCCAAUCAUAGCCCUGAAAGGGGUGAGCAAACCAAUUACUUCUGCAGCCCAAUCCCUUUAGGACAGACCCCUGACUCCCCAGCCCUCCCCUCUCAUACAAUGCAUCAAUGGCUGUCUAAAGGGGACAAGGACUCGCCCUUACGGGACCCUCGUGUACUUUGGGGUGACGUGUCAAGCACAGACAGUCCCACACUGCACAGGAGGAGACUUCCUCAGUACAAAGGUGAAGUCUGGUACCAUCAUGAUGCCUGGGAUCUGUACCCACAUGGGCACAGUGAGACCAGAGACGAACCUGUGUCUGACAGUGUGGAGAUCUCCAGGAGGCUUCUUAUUGGGCAGCAUAUUGAGGAAGCACCAAUCAGCUGGACCUUCAUGCAGAGGUGGCGGGAGCAAAGUGGGAUCGAAAUGGAGAUGCCUAACCCAGUUCAGAGAUCAGGAGAGAGCGAGACAGGAGCAGUCGAGGACCAAGGUGUAGCAGUGGGCACAGACCUGCCGACAGGGCAGGGGAUGCUCACUUUGACGCAGGAACAGAAGCAGGCACAAUGGAGACGCAGACAAGCUUUGCUACUUGGCCCUGUUGUACUGGAUGAAGAGAAUGAGGAGAGGGCAGAGGUGGAGCAGAACGGUGUGCCAACUUCAUCGCCAAGCUCCAGUGGGGUCACAGGGAGUUUGGGAGAUCAUGAGUGUCUCUCACCUGAAUCCAUCAGUAACAGUAACCAGAUGAACCAGAUGGAACAUGCCAGCUCAGGUAUACAGUCUGAUAGUGGCUCAGCUCUACUGGGGCCAUCUCUGCACUCCCAGAAGAUUGCUCGAGCCAAGUGGGAGUUCUUGUUCGGCACCACAACUGAUACAAGAGACGUCUCCAGUGAACAAGAGAAGAACCUGUGUACUGCACCUCCUAGUUGCCACUCCACCCCAACUCCACCAAAUUACCUACCGCUGGAGGAAGUUGCUCUCCGAGCCAAUCAUGACGUGCAGCGUGUCGAGGUGGAGCUUGUGACCCCUCCGCCUGCUGCUCCAGGCACGUCCCCGAAAACAGGCAUAAUCCGCCGGACUCAGAAGUACUCCGAGACGGAUCUAGAUGCAGUUCCGUUACGGUGUUACUGGGAGACUGACAUUGAUGAGGUUCUGCUGGCUGACAAGGACGACUCUGACUCAGCUUUCGGGAGCAACCGUAGUGUGAUGGGCACCUCCGGUACAGGGAGCAGCCCACUGGGAGAAACAGCAUACAAGAGAACAGAUGGUGUGGAGGAGGAGGGAGAGGAGGAGGAAGAUGUGGCCAGCUGGGCGAGUGUUCGCACACAGUGUGAUAUGAGGAGGCAGCAGGCCAGUCAAGAGCAGGAUGAGGAGGAGAUACUUAGCAUGCUUUUCAAAAGUUUAAAUAACAGUCACCCAGCACUGAAAUCACCUGUUCUAGUACGAGGUCCACCCCGAACUUUGGGUGACCACAUGGACACUUUUAGUCACCAUUUUGAGAGCAUCCUGGAGUCCCAGCGAGCAAAAGGCACCUCCUACAACAGCCUGGACAGCCUGGAGCUCCCGACCACCAGCUCUCAGACCAUGCUGACGUUUGACCUCCCAACCCUGACCACACAGGUGAAGGCUCAGAUGUAUCACAGUGCACGGCAGAUCGUGGAGCUGAGCUUUGCCCCCCUUGCACAUGCUGAGAUGCCCAGUGUGUCUGAGUCGGCUCUGACCAUUACGGGGGACACAGAUGCCACGAGGGCGCCGUCUAGCGAACGGCUCAGCAGCGGCUCAGACGACAGGUCAGCUGGACACAACUGGACCAAUGACAAUGUGUUCCUACUGCCCAGGGAGAAAUCUUCACGGCUGGCCACAGAUGCAGUCUUGGAUCAGGAGCUGAAUGAGCGUUUGGGACUUGGAAGCUAUGACACGCUAACCAGCAGUAACCGUGCUGACCUGGAGGGUGCUAAGCGAUUGGCUAAACGACUCUACAACCUCGAUGGGUUCAGGAAGUGUGAUGUUGCUCGUCACUUAAGCAAGAAUAAUGAUUUCAGCAGGAUGGUAGCAGCAGAGUACCUGGGUUACUUUAAUUUUACAGGACAGACUUUGGAUCAGGCACUGAGGACCUUCCUACGGGAAUUUGUGCUAAAGGGAGAAACACAGGAACGAGAGCGAGUCCUAGCUCACUUCUCACACAGAUACCUGCAGUGCAACCCUAUCCUCACACUCUCUGAAGACAGCAUCCACACACUGACCUGCUCCCUGAUGCUACUCAACACAGACCUGUAUGGGCAGAAUAUUGGCAAGCGGAUGUCCUGCACGCAGUUCAUUGGAAAUCUGGAGGGACUGAACAACGGCCAAGAUUUCCCAAAAGAGCUCCUCAAGGCUCUCUACAACUCCAUUAAGAACGAGAAGCUUCAAUGGACAAUUGAUGAGGAGUUGCGUAAGUCGUUCUCGGAGUUGGGAGAUCACCGUGAAGACACAAAUUCAAGAGGCAUGAAGUGCACAGGGAGUGGGAUAGUACAAGGGUCUGGUGCACUUCUCUACAUGACCGGAUUCUUGGUCCGCAAAGUCCACGCUGACAGUGACGGCAAAAGAACCCCACGGGGGAAGAGAGGUUGGAAGACGUUCUGUGCUGUCCUGAAGGGUCUUAUUCUUUACCUCCAGAAGGGUGAGUUACGUCCUGAUAAGCAGCUUUCUGAUGAAGAUAUGAAGAAUGCUGUGUCCAUCCACCACUCACUGGCUGUUAGAGCCACCGAUUAUCACAAGCGGCCAAACGUAUUCUACCUGCGCACGGCCGACUGGAGGGUCUACCUUUUCCAAGCCCCGAAUGCAGAACAAAUGCAGUCUUGGAUCACCCGCAUAAACACAGUAGCAGCCUUGUUUUCUGCCCCACCCCUCCCAGCUGCCAUUGGCUCCCAGAAGAAAUUCAGUCGCCCUCUGCUACCAGGCUCUGCUUCUAAACUCUCACAGGAGGAGCAGGUAGAGGCUCACGAGGCUCGCUUUCAUGCCUCCUCCACGGAGUUGGUGGAGCUCCGGUCAUACCCACCUGACCGGAAAGUCAAAGGUCGUGAGCUUGAGGAGUACCGACUUAGGGAAGAGUAUUUGGAGUUUGAGAAAACCCGAUACGAGACGUACAGCAUGCUGCUGAGAGCGAAGCAGCGCUGUGGGAGUGACGAUCUUUCAGUUUUCGAGGCCAUGCUGCUGGCAGAAGGCUCUCUACAGAGGGCUCAGUCCAGCCCCAGUCUCCAGGAGAGCAUUGGCACAUGCAGCAUCAGAGACAAGGUUCCUCCUGUCACGGGCAAUGGCACCGGCACCAGCCAAGGCCAGAGACACAGCUAUCGUCAGGCUGUCAGGAAGUGACUCAAAAACCUCACAGAAAGCUCUUCGUACUAGAAAGGAAGUGAGGUCAUUCUCUUUUCCUGCUCUCUGUGCCUGGAGGUAGUGGCAUUGAUCCAGACUGAGUCUGACUCUGAGAUCAGAGUCACAGUGCAGGUGCUGAGUAAUGAUGUGGAGGUAGAGGAACGUGUGUGAGACACUCCAUGGUGUUUGUCAAGGGCUGACUUGAGAGACAGAAGGAAUUUAUCUGCUCGUCUUUCUUUCACAUCUUCAGUUUCCAUGUGUUCUUUGGAUUUGCACACUCUCGCUCAAAUUUCAGAUCAAAUCAAUCCUAGGACCAAAAGAGCUCUGUACCUUUAAAAAUGACUGUUAGCACUGCAGCAUCAUAACCGCAGCUGUGUAAGGGUCAUUCAGACAAAAUCAAAUCGGCGGUGUUGGCGAUCUGUCUUUUUACAAUACAUACUGAAAUACCACUCACUACUCAUAUUAGUUAAGCUCAUAGGAACAAAGGGCAUCUCAUUCCACAAGGUCACAUCUGAUUUGUGCCCACAAUUUUCUACAUGCUUAUAUAGCACAGAGCUGUUACAUUUCUGUAUGAAGCUGGACUGAAUCACAAACAGCUCCCUGUAGGAUUUUAGUGCAGUACCAAGGGUGUGAAAUCUUAUGCCCUGUGUAUAGCAAUAUAGUCAAGCCGGAAGCCAUUUUGAAUAGAUUCUGUCCAGCCCUUUAUUUUAACCAGAAAUCACUUCCCAGAAUCAACCAUGGUGUAAAGAUGUGUCUGACUGACUGACGUGACGUGACUGACUGAUGUGAAUGAGCACUAAAAAUAAUGCCCUGUGGCAAUACAACUUUAAAAAUGUCUUGUGGACUGAGCAGAUAAUAUUUGUCGAGGGAUCAAACAAGUGGCUUUUCAUUUUGAAUGCAAAAAAUUAUUAUGCCCCAGAAUGUCUCUUGCACUCAAAUAUUCUUACCUUUAUUAUACGUCUCUGGAAUUUAUUUACCUUUGAAUAUUAUAACUUGUUACUUGUCCUUGUUCUUUUAUUUAUUUUUUUUCUUAGUUUUCUUGGCUGAGUGUUUUUGUCCAAUGUGGCCAGCAUGGCUGAAUAGUGAUGGCUUCUUGUAAUCUCCUCUUUUCUGCAGAAAAGCAGUGAAUCUAGUGAUGAUGAGAAAUAUACCAUGUCAUUUGGCUGUCUUUUAGGCUUCACAUGUUUCUUACCUUGCUUUCUGAAUGACCCGUAUUACACCUGGUAGUUUCAUGCAUCUCCGAUGUUCAGAUUAAUUCUGGAUGUAAUGCAUUUAAAACUACUUAAAUCCGAUUUGUUAACCAUUUUCAUGUAUGUGAAGGUCACCUAUGAUAACCAAAAUCCUGGCACCAAUAUAUUACAUCCGAAGAAAGCUGGCACCAUUGAUAUAUUUAAAAACCUGCACACACAUUGUUUUUUUUUUUUCCUUCUUUUUUUUCUUUUUUUUUUUUUUUAAGGCAACCAUAUUUGCAUAGGACAACUAGGUCAAAGGUCAAAAUAGAAAGCUCAUUAUGAGAGAGAGAGCAAUCUAAUUUCAAUCUGGCCAUAGAACCAUAGAUAUUUCGCCCAUAAAAGGAAAUGUAAAUCUUAUCAAAAUUCAAUUUAAAUACAAGACACAUGUAAUGACUAGGUGUCAGUGUGAGCAGUUGUUACAAUUCAGUCCAUUAUUGUGUUAUGUUUUCUAUGUGUAUAUGAAUGAGUGUUUGGAAAAAAAAAUCAUCAAAUGUAUGUUGAAUGUUCGGUACAUGGAUGGAUCAUGGAUUAUCAGUUUAUGGAUCAUCAACUGCAGCUUGUUCAGCAUAGGCCUAUAUUUGUAUGCUCAGUCAGAACAUUUCCAUGUUAAAUUAUUUGGCACGCUUUGACCUGUGCGAGAGAUAUUAAUACACAGGUGAAACUGUAAUGUCUGUAUAAUGUAUGUAUAUUAAUUACUGAGGCAUCGUCUAUUAGAAUAUUAUUAACUCAGUGAGUCAUGGUGAUGAGAUUCUGCAAUCACAUUUAGAGUACAUUUGUUCUCACCAUAUAAUAUAUUUAUUAUUCUGUUUGGUAAAAUGGUUUCAGCAAGUAAAUGUGGCGUAAAAAACAAACGUCUGUUUUUUGGGGGGGUUUUUUCCACAUCUUUUCCUGACCUUGUUUUAAAGAGAUUUGAGAAGAGGAGAAGUAGGUAAAACGAAUAAACAUGAAUUGAUUGUAAUCGAAUAUGCAUUAGUUAAAUUGCAUACACACAUUUGUUGAUUUCCAUUGAUGAACUCUAUGGUUACGAGGGGGGGGUGGAUAUUGGACGUUGUGCACUCUUAGAAGAAGUGUUCUUCAAGGAUACUGCAUUAAGAUCUUUGUAUAAUAAGAGUCCUUAACUUCUUAAAUGGUUUCUACCUUUUCUGACAGGGCAGUACUCUGUUUUAACUAAGAUUCACUUAUGAAGUACGUUUAAAACAAUUUGUGUUGACCAAAGUGCCUAACUAAAAUGGAAAUAAAAUAAACAAAAAAUAACAAAUAGCAUAAGAAAUGUAAAAAUAAAUCUGUAAAUAAUCCAAAACAAAUUGGAUUAGGGGUGAAUUUUCUCACCCCAGUCCAGUGCCCAGUGCUACCAGGACUGGCUUUGG
Messenger RNA from Ictalurus furcatus (blue catfish), 9247 nucleotides. RefSeq names its product PH and SEC7 domain-containing protein 1-like. Gene Ontology annotation, biological process: regulation of ARF protein signal transduction. Gene Ontology annotation, molecular function: protein binding; guanyl-nucleotide exchange factor activity; phospholipid binding. Bases 2131 to 6648 code for a protein of 1505 amino acids. NCBI's taxonomy places the organism in Eukaryota, Metazoa, Chordata, Actinopteri, Siluriformes, Ictaluridae. The record is from RefSeq and is a predicted model, not a curated record. The transcript is spliced from 17 exons.